Octopus sinensis (East Asian common octopus) is the source of this 695-nucleotide messenger RNA. Its product is annotated as 28S ribosomal protein S35, mitochondrial-like. The record is from RefSeq and is a predicted model, not a curated record. Bases 201 to 695 code for a protein of 164 amino acids. Lineage: Eukaryota; Metazoa; Mollusca; Cephalopoda; Octopoda; Octopodidae. The transcript has 2 exons.
CAUUAAACGACUGAUCCAUCAUAGUAAAAUGCCUUGUUUUAAGAGUUUUAGAACGCCCAGGAAAUAUUAAACGAGUAUAUUUCCUAAUUUACUUAAAGGAACUUCCUAAUUCAGGGAAGUGGGAAUCCAGUAAUGAAGAAUGGGCCAACUACUGGCCAUCAGCCCAGACAUUCUCAGAUGCAGUUCCUUUAAGUCUCAGAAUGGGAGCUCCCAGCAAACUCGGGGAUCGAACGUUGCCCACGUAUCGAGAAACGACAGAAAUGCUAAAAAUCCCAAAUUUCUUCCAUUUGACACCCAAACAUAUACAGAAACAAUGCGAGAAACUCAAAGGUCGGUGUCCAACUCGGAAACAGAACUACGAAUAUCUGAAAUAUGUCCUGGUUGUGCUUUACAUGGAAUCCCUGGUGAGAGUCCUCUCAUUAUGGCAGAAAAGGGACACAUGGGAGAGUGAGUGUGCCUUUGAGGACAGAGAGACCUUCGAAUGGGCGGAUAGUCCGUCAGCACGACAAAUGGGCAAGUAUAAACAAGUCGUGGACAGGGUGUUUACGUUGUUAUUACAGCAGAAAGUGGAUCAGAGUGUAGAGGAGAUGUACUCUGGUGCAGUCACUGCUCUCCACAACGAUGGGGAGAGUCCACUUACUUUGGAGAACUACAGGAAGGCAGUCGAAUUGUUGUACACGUCAAUUCAGAACUGA